Molecule: messenger RNA, 492 nt
Organism: Paraglomus occultum
Lineage: Eukaryota; Fungi; Glomeromycota; Glomeromycetes; Paraglomerales; Paraglomeraceae
Source: the annotation of a GenBank genome assembly
AAUAAGGAGAAACCGCUCGGCAUAGAAGAAAUUAAGCAUAAUAUAAAUAUGUUGAAGGGGAAACUCAUGAAUAGUGCAUCAAAGCUACAACGAGAGCUAGUUAAAAUUUUGAAUGGGAUAUCUGUUUCCGAGCUGACCUGGGAUAAUCCUUUAUCUAGCCAGGUGAUCAGCUACGAUUCGUUAGUAGUUCAACGUUUGCCAAAAAAGCAGAAGGAAAAGUUCAUGAAACUGAUUAAAAAAAUGGUACCUUCAACAAUCCCUUCGAGUAUAUUCGGUGAAUGUAAUAAAUUAGUAUCAAAUUUCUUGCCACGGAAAGAGUUGAGAUUGCGUUCCGGUUUAUCACAUGAUGGAAAAUGGAAGGAGAGUGAUGACAAGCUUAAAGAAAUUGCGAUGAAGAUAUUGGAUUCAAUAAGAAAUAUUUGGUGUAAUCCAGCUUUUGGUAAUGAGUUUAUUGAAUCAUUGAACGAGGGCACUUAUGUGAAUAAUGUGGUC